GCUUAGUGCGCAUGCGUACAUAAUUUUAUGAAUGAAUAUAUAAAUUGAGUUUGUCACAUCAUCUUGUUUAUAUUUAUGUAGAUAGUUUAUCAACAUUAUUUAAAGUGAACAACUUGCAAGGGAGUUAAGAAGAAUGUCUAAAGGAACAAAGGGAUCCAUUAUUAUGGAGGGAAAACAGAAGUUAAAUCAGUUUGGCGACUUUACUGACGUUAGUAACAUGACAGUUGAUGAUUGGGAUUAUCGGUGGUCACUAGAUCAAACCAAGUUUCACAUGCCGAUAGUUCACCCGAUGCUGAAGAAACAUAUACAAAAGUUAACAUUGGGAAGAAAUAGACAGACAGUGUUUGUGCCACUUUGCGGAAAGUCAUUGGAUAUGAAGUGGUUGCUGGAAGAAGGACACGAAGUUGUCGGAAACGAGUGUGUAGACUCAGCAUGUAAACAGUUCUUUGAAGAAAAUAAGAUUCCAUAUACAACAGAGAAGCUAGGCGAUGUGGAUGGGGUGUUAUACAAGGCUACAGACGGAAAGUCAAUAAAAAUCUACAGAUGCGAUUGCUUUGACCUGACUAGCAAACUAUGUGGAAAGUUCGACUGUAUUUGGGACCGCGGUGGAUUUGUUGCACUACCAGUCAAAGACAGAAAACGGUACGCUAAUGUGAUGAAGAGCCUGAUGAAACCAGACUGUCGUUAUAUGUUGGAUUGCUUUCUGGUAGACAACGAGGCUUUUGCAGGUCCACCCUUCAACUGCACGACAAAAGACGUUUCAAAAUGCUUCGAUCAAUAUUGCGGGAUUCAGAAAAUUGACAUUCAUGAUGCUUUUACCAAAUGGCAAGAAUCUUGGGGAAUUAAAUCGUUCGUUGAAGAAGUGUAUAUGUUGAAACCAAAAUAACUUUCAUGUUCAAUUGUGCAUAUAAUUACCAUAUUGAAGAGCCCUUUUUUAAAGAUGGUUUUUUACUUAUUGCAUACAAAAUAUAAUCUUCAUUUCAACAAUUAAUAUAUUUUAGAAGUCGUCUAGUCAGAAACAUGAAACUCAUUCAAAAUCGCCGGUCUGUAUUACUGUAAAAUUUACACGUGAAUUUCGUGCAUAUAAUAUAUGAAAACCCAACAUACACAACACAGUGACGUCCCUCUACCUUGUAUGUGAGCAGAAGACAUUAAAUUAAGAAGAAUGGCGUUACUUUUCCUUUCAGUCGUGAGUGAAAAGUAAUUGUUCAUCCAAAAAUAUUUCUCUCUUAACGUAUAAAAAUUGUAUAUAUGUGUGUAUAUUUGCAUAUAAAUUUAUUGUUUCUUACUAAUUUUUAAAGCAAUGUAUUUUAAUAGAUAACAUUGUUGCUAUUUUUUUCGGCUUUUUGCAGCUAUUUCUGACUCCAGUGACAUAUAUGCAAUCAGAAGCUGAAAUAUGUUCCCUUUGUUUUUGAAUUAAGGUGACUUAUAGCAAUAAAGAAUGCCAUGUUUGACUUUGAAUAGUAUAUAAUAUGGUAGAUGUCUAUUUCUAACUUGAGUGUUUUAUAUAUUACUGAAAUAGUGAAAAACAAAAUCCCUAAAGACAGCCAAACACGGCAAAAUUGUAAAAUGUUGCAGGCUCGGUUUGAUUGAGCCUGUUCAUGGACGGUACUGGAAAGUGCAAGUUACCGUUUACCCCCUCUAGCACCGGCUUAAGCAGAAUUCAACAUUUGAACACUUAAAUGGUGAAAUUUUGAAUUUAGAAACAUCCGCAGAUAUGUUCAUACGGCGGUUAUCAUGGAACCUUCAAUGUGACAUUGAAGUGUCAUUCCAUGAAAAGCGGCGUAUGAUCCCCAAGAAAAAGAAUGCGUGUGAAAGUUUUACUGGAAAAUAUGCCAUACAGCGUCAAUCAUCAACUGUAACUGAUUGGUGAUUCUAGAUGUGUAAAUUAUAAUCUUAUAACUUAUUACACGAACUGAAAAACAAAGCCGAAAGUCACUUUUUUUGUUAUUGUUCAGAGUUUGCAAUCUGUACAAUAUCUGAAAUACAUGUAGAUAUAACUAUUACAGAUGUAAUAAAUAUUUUAUAUUUCUUUAUUAAGAUUUCAUGUUUAAUUUUGUGAUAUUUCACUGUUGUGUCUGUUGUGUAAUUUUAAUUUGUUUGUUGUAAAUAUAUCUAGUAGCAAUAAACCUUCCAAACUGC
Molecule: messenger RNA, 2142 nt
Organism: Ruditapes philippinarum (Manila clam)
Lineage: Eukaryota; Metazoa; Mollusca; Bivalvia; Venerida; Veneridae
Product: probable thiopurine S-methyltransferase
Exons: 9
Coding region: 134-886 (250 amino acids)
Molecular function (GO): thiopurine S-methyltransferase activity
Source: RefSeq, a predicted model, not a curated record